AUGAAGAGCCUUGAACGACAAGUGGGACAAUUGGCUAAACAAGCUAAACGGCCAACCAAUAUCCUCCCAAGUGACACAGUACCCAACCCAAGAGAAGAAUGCAAAGCUUUCCAAUUGAGAAGUGGCAAGGUAAUUGGAGAAAGUCCUAACAAAGAAGUAAUAAAACUCAACGAGCAAGGCACAUCAAGCAAGCAAGAUGAAGACAAGAUAGCAACACCUCAAGAGGGCAAGGAAGAUGAAAAGCCACAAAGCAAGACACCCACUCCAGACAACCAUCUCAAUAACAAGGAGAGUGUGAAGUCACAACAGGAGGACAAGAAUGAAGGAGUGAAAGCAUAUGUACCCAAGCUUCCAUAUCCAACCAGGAUACACAAAGGAACGAAAGAUCAACAAUUUCCAAGGUUCUUGGAAAUCUUUAAGAAACUUGAAAUCAACAUCCCAUUGGCGGAGGCCUUGGAACAAAUGCCACUAUAUGCAAAGUUUCUCAAAGAAUUAAUCACCAAGAAGAGAAGUUGGCAAGAGAAAGAAACAGUGAUUCUCACUCAAGAGUGUAGCGCCAUUAUUCAAAGGGGACUGCCACCAAAACUCAAGGAUCCAGGCAGCUUCCUCAUACCAUGCACAAUUGGGAGUAUAGCCAUUGACAAAUCACUCUGUGACCUGGGAACAAGCAUUAACUUAAUGCCCCUUACCAUGAUGAAGAAAAUGAUGAUAGAAGAGUUGAAACCCACAAGGAUGUCACUCCAACUUGCUGACAGGUCUAUCAAAAUACCAAAUGGUGUAGUUGAGAACCUCUUGGUGAAAGUGGGGAACUUCAUAUUCCCAGCUGAUUUUGUGGUCCUAGAUAUGGACGAAGAGGGGAGCAACUCAGUUAUCCUUGGUAGACCCUUUUUGGCUACAACUAGAACAAUCAUUGAUGUGGAAAAGGGAGAGAUGAUCUUCAGAGUACAUGAUGAGCAGAUGACCAUAAAUGUCUUCAAGGCAAUGCAACACCCCGUUGAGAAAGAGAGUUGCAUGAGGAUUGAUGUGGUGGAUUCUUUAGUUGAAGAAAUACUUGAAAUAAACCAUCAAGUGAAACAGGAGGAAGUCCAAGACAUCCAAGGAUAA
Messenger RNA from Arachis ipaensis, 1104 nucleotides. RefSeq lists its product as uncharacterized. The record is from RefSeq and is a predicted model, not a curated record. NCBI's taxonomy places the organism in Eukaryota, Viridiplantae, Streptophyta, Magnoliopsida, Fabales, Fabaceae.